Periophthalmus magnuspinnatus is the source of this 1926-nucleotide messenger RNA. It is a transcript of the gene npl, whose product is annotated as N-acetylneuraminate pyruvate lyase (dihydrodipicolinate synthase). Bases 124 to 1050 code for a protein of 308 amino acids. Lineage: Eukaryota; Metazoa; Chordata; Actinopteri; Gobiiformes; Gobiidae. The record is from RefSeq and is a predicted model, not a curated record. The transcript has 12 exons. Gene Ontology annotation, biological process: N-acetylneuraminate catabolic process. Gene Ontology annotation, molecular function: N-acetylneuraminate lyase activity; 4-hydroxy-tetrahydrodipicolinate synthase activity.
AUGACUCACGUUUUACCUUAUGUGUGCAAAUCGUCAACAAGAACUUUGGAGUUGUUCGAAAUAAUCUUACUGCAUCUUAUUCAUCAUAUCAUCCCAAAAGAGAGAAAGUACUGGGCGUGAGAAAUGGCUCCUGCUGCGGAAACAAGAAUGACAGGAGUCGUUGCAGCCACAUUUACUCCAUUAACGCCAGAAGGUGAAAUCAACUUGUCUGUGAUUGGACCUUACAUUGACUAUUUGAUUGAGAAGCAAAAUGUAAAAAGUAUAUUUGUGAAUGGAACAACUGGCGAGAGCGUGUCUUUAAGUUUGGCUGAAAGGAAGGCAUUGGCUGAAGACUGGUGCCAUAAAGCCAAGGGAAAAAUGGAUCAGGUGAUAGUGCAUGUUGGUUGCAUGUGCCUAAGAGAUUCUCAGGAAUUAGCGUGCCAUGCGGCUCAAAUUGGGGCAGAUGGGAUAGCUGUCAUCUCCCCAUCCUUCUUCAAACCCAGCACUGCAGAUGACAUAAAAGCAUUUCUGCGAGAGGUGGCUUCGGCAGCUCCUACUCUACCCUUCUAUUACUAUCAUUUACCAGCCAUGACUGGAGUGAAUGUGCCUGUGCGAGAUGUGCUGAAUGACAUUGAAGAGCUUGUUCCCUCCUUCAGAGGAAUAAAGUUUAGUGGGUGUGACCUUAUGGAUUUUGGUCAGUGUGUUAGCAAAAGUCGGCCACAUUGGGCUGUGGUUUAUGGCGUAGAUGAGCAAUUACUUGCUGGUCUUGCAAUGGGUGCAAAUGGUGCAGUAGGCAGCACCUAUAACUAUGUAGGAAGUUAUAUGAACAAGCUGAUGACUGCUUUUGAAAAUGGUGACCAAUUGCAAGCUCGGGCAAUACAAUUCAAGUUGCAAGAACUUUUAAGUUUUGCCAUGAAAAACAGAUUUGACGUGGGAGUGAACAAGCAGCUGAUGUCUGAUGUGUCUGGCUUGAGCCUUGGUCCACCUCGACUUCCUCUGGUUCAGUGUCCACAAGAUUAUGCAAAGUCCAUCUUUCAGAAAUAUAACAGCCUCUUUCAGGACUCUAGGUGAAUUUGAAGGCAAAUGUGAGCCCUACAAAUAUAAGAGCUCCCUGGUAGUUACUGAAAUUUUGCUUAAAUUUAUUGUAAGCUCAUUUAAUGCUUAUAUGUUUUUGUGUUCAUAUUACCCAUCCUCACAAAUUAUGUUCUUUAUUUCAUAUAAACUACACUUACAUUCUAGCCAAAAGGUAGGGUGUUUGUUUUAAUCAGCAGUAUUACUUUGGUAUUGUUCCAUGUUUUUAUUGCAAAGGGAAUAUUUUAAUCACCACUACUAGGCUAUAUUAGAGUUGUAAAAUUAAGCUAUAUAUAACUGCUUUUCAGAAAAUAUGUUUGUUUGUUUUUUUAAUGAUGUUCUGUACUUGACAAAUUAUGCUUUAGGUGACCAUACUGUAAUACAGGGGUGCUCAGACUUUUUCAGUAUGUGAGCUACUUUUAAAAUGAUCGUGUCUGAAAGAUCUACCACCUAAUACAAAAAUGUUAAACAUAUAUUUAUUUGUAAAUGUAUUAUGAAUUCUUACAUGUACAGUGCAUUUUGAUGUACCUUGCACAACGUCAUGAGAUAAUACUGCACAACACAAUUGAACUUCUUACAUGUUCAUAAUUACUUGUAUGAUGAUUACUGCUCUGAUGACUUGCACUGAAUGGAAUUAGUGAGGGAUGCAUAGUUCGGGCAGAAGCUUCUGAUAGCCAGCCAGGAGUAAAAUCGCAUUUUUCGUUUGAAAGCGAUAACAGAGCUCAUCAUGUGGAUUACGGUUUUGUCUUUUUUUUUAUAGCCAUAAAAAUCAUGUUAAACGAAGUAUCAUAUAAUUUACUGCAUUUUUUCACACAACUACUUCUAUUUUACACAUCCAUCCGUAUUCAUUUACGCAUCGAAUAAAUGAGUGUGAAA